AUGGCUUGUAAGUAUUGUCCUGAAAAAUUUUUGUGUCCUUGUCCACCGAAAUGUGAAAAAUGCAACAACGCUGCAAAAAUCUAUCGUGAUGCAAUUCAAACUCUACAUGAAACCCGAUGUGCACCAAUUCUACCCAAGACGUAUGAAAUGACUUGUGAAAGUACACCACCAGCAAGAAAUUGUGAAAGUAUUGAAGUUGAUUCUGAAAGUAUCGCAAGAAAAAGCAAUUUUGAAGUUGUUCCGCAAUUAACAAAACCCGAUGUGCACCAAUUCUACCCAAGACGUAUGAAAUGA
This is a messenger RNA of Paramuricea clavata, 294 nucleotides long. The record is from the annotation of a GenBank genome assembly. Lineage: Eukaryota; Metazoa; Cnidaria; Anthozoa; Malacalcyonacea; Plexauridae.